Molecule: messenger RNA, 1599 nt
Organism: Trifolium pratense (red clover)
Lineage: Eukaryota; Viridiplantae; Streptophyta; Magnoliopsida; Fabales; Fabaceae
Product: mRNA-decapping enzyme-like protein
Exons: 8
Coding region: 153-1253 (366 amino acids)
Biological process (GO): positive regulation of catalytic activity; deadenylation-independent decapping of nuclear-transcribed mRNA; deadenylation-dependent decapping of nuclear-transcribed mRNA
Cellular component (GO): P-body
Molecular function (GO): enzyme activator activity; mRNA binding
Source: RefSeq, a predicted model, not a curated record
AGACUCAAACAAACUUCACCUGCAUUUCAUUUUGCGUUUGCACUCUCUCUACGUUUCACUCUUCUUCUUCUUCUUCUUCUCUUCUUCUCACAGGGGACUUAACCCUAAUCCCCAAAAUUCAAUUCUAGGGUUUUUUCUUCAUCCCAAUUACAAUGUCUCAAAACGGUAAAUUGAUGCCAAAUCUCGACCAACAAAGCACUAAGCUUCUCAAUCUCACCGUUCUGCAACGAAUUGACCCUUUCGUUGAAGAAAUUCUCAUCACCGCUGCUCAUGUUACGUUCUAUGAGUUUAACAUCGAUCUUAGCCAAUGGAGCCGUAAGGAUGUUGAAGGAUCUCUCUUUGUUGUUAAGAGAAAUACUCAACCUCGAUUUCAGUUUAUUGUGAUGAACCGUCGCAAUACUGAAAAUUUGGUGGAGAACCUCCUGGGGGAUUUCGAGUAUGAAGUUCAGGUUCCAUAUCUAUUAUAUAGAAAUGCUGCUCAAGAAGUGAAUGGUAUUUGGUUCUAUAAUGCUCGCGAAUGUGAAGAGGUUGCAAAUCUUUUUAGCAGGAUCCUUAAUGCAUAUGCAAAGGUGCCUCCAAAGUCAAAGGUGUCUUCUACAAAGAGCGAGUUUGAGGAACUGGAAGCAGUACCAACUAUGGCAGUCAUGGAUGGUCCUCUUGAACCAUCAUCCUCCACUACUACCAAUGCAGCUGAUGUUCCUGAUGAUCCAUCCUUUAUAAAUUUCUUCAGUGCAGCUAUGGCUUCCGGGAAUACUUCAAAUGCUCCAAUCACUGGACAACCUUAUCAGCCUUCUGCCACCGUUUCUUCUUCUGGGCCAACUCAUGCUGCUACACCCAUCAUGCCAACCUUGCAGAUACCAUCUCUUUCAUUAUCUACUCCUCUUAUACCCAACCAUGAUGCUCCUGAGCCCAUCAGCAGCAACAGCCGAGCCACUAAUCUUGUGAAACCUUCUUUUUUUGUCCCUCCCCCUUCUACCGCAGCAAUGAUGUUACCCCCCGUGUCUUCAUCUGUACCUACUGCCCCUCCACUUCAUCCUACUGGUAGUGUACAACGUCCUUAUGGUACUCCAAUGCUACAGCCAUUCCCACCUCCAACUCCACCACCUUCACUUACUCCCGUUCCUUCUCCCCUUCCAAACUAUGUUCCAGUUAUUUCUAGAGAAAAGGUCCGAGAUGCUCUUCUGGUGCUCGUUCAGGACAAUCAAUUCAUUGAUAUGGUUUAUAAAGCGCUGCUGAAUGCUCAUCAAUCAUGACUUUCAAGAGGUGUUUAAUUAUCAACUCACUGGAAGAAUUGUUUUUUGGACUGAAUUACAUUUUCUAUAAGUUUUAGGCCAGGCUUUAAUCAUGUCAUAAACUUAAGGUUAUAGGGGUGGUAAGGUUGUUAUUAAGUCUUGUUUAUUGUGUAUUUUAUUAAAUUGUUAUAUGGUAAGACGACUUUGCAUAGCACAUCAUUUGUCAGUGUUUCAAUGAACAAUUGAACAUGGACUCUGCUGCAUAAUGCAAGUAUAUAGGCAGACUAUUUUUUUCUUUUUUUGGGAUUAUACAGCAGCUGAGAAGCAUUUUUCUGAUUGACAAAUUCGUUUCCUUUUCCCUAGUGAA